Molecule: messenger RNA, 3009 nt
Organism: Acanthopagrus latus (yellowfin seabream)
Lineage: Eukaryota; Metazoa; Chordata; Actinopteri; Spariformes; Sparidae
Product: calcium-binding mitochondrial carrier protein SCaMC-3-like
Exons: 10
Coding region: 581-2047 (488 amino acids)
Biological process (GO): transmembrane transport
Cellular component (GO): mitochondrial inner membrane
Molecular function (GO): calcium ion binding; ATP transmembrane transporter activity
Source: RefSeq, a predicted model, not a curated record
CGGACUGGGUUCAGGAGUGGAGGUGCAUUUAUAUAAAUGUCCCUGUUGUUGCUGUGGGCGAUAUGUGAGCGUGUUCGUUGUAAAAAUACAGAUAACACACCCGGACAACCGAAUUCGUAAUAGGCUCUCAGCGCGCGCACACAUGUGUCAGCACUGGCCGCGAGACUGCGGUAAAAAGCGGCUGUCUGUCGCGAGCUCCUACUGUGACGGAAACUUUAAUUCAUCUGAAUGAGUUUAGAGAUUUGCGCGUGCCGUGUGACGGAGUGUGGUAACCGAACACGGCGAUUAAUCUCACGAGAGCUCGUCUAAGCCGCAUCCACCCAUCCAACCAUCCAUCCAUCCAUCCGUCCGUCCAUCCACCCUGCACCCAGGAGUGAAGUUCGUGAGCAGAAGAAGCGGACGAACAGCGCAGCGCUCCUCCAUUCAGCCAUCACAGCUCCCGUUGCGGUGUGAUGUAGCGGUCCGGUCUCUCUGGAAACAAGGACAAACCUCGCGCCCGUGUCGGUUUUUUUCACAGUGUUAUGCUCGGCUCUGAAAUUAGCAGUCGACCAGUACAGAAAACCGGCUUCCCCUGUUUCACAUGGGCGAAGACGAGGAGCGGUUGUGCGCCCAGACUCGCAGCGGAGGACACGAAGCAAACGGAGAUAGCGGAGCAUCCCUUGACCCGGCCAGAGAGAGGAAAUAUGCGGAGCUGUUCACUCAGCUAGACCUGAAUAAAGAUGGAAGGGUUGACAUCAAUGAACUGAGGAUCGGACUGGCCGCUCGCGGUCUGCACCAGGGAGAGGCAGAGGAGAUAGUCCUCGAGAGUGACAUCAACCACGAUGGUUUGCUGGACUUCCAGGAGUUCUCCCAGUACCUGUGGGCUCAUGAGAAGAGGCUUUGGGUCAUGUUCCACAGUGUGGACCGCAACAAUGAUGGGCGAAUUGAUGUGGGAGAGAUCCAGCACUUACUGCAGAAGCUUGGCAUGGAGGUCACCAUGGAGCAGGCCUCCAGAAUACUGCAAAGUAUGGACAGAGAUGGAACCAUGACCGUUGACUGGACUGAAUGGCGUGAUCACUUCCUGUUCAACCCUUUCCACAACAUGGAGGAGAUUGUCCGCUACUGGAAACACUCCCAUAUGUUUGACAUUGGGGAACACCUGACCGUGCCAGAUGAGUUCUCAGAGCGGGAGCGACGGUCAGGUCUGGUGUGGAGGCAGCUGGUUGCUGGAGCGAUGGCAGGGGCUGUGUCCCGGACAGGAACUGCUCCUUUGGACCGCCUGAAAGUCUUCCUGCAGGUACAUGGCUCUACAUCUCGGGGGAUUAAUCUGUGGUCCGGGCUGAGGGGGAUGGUCCAGGAGGGAGGCGUCUCCUCGCUCUGGAGGGGAAAUGGUAUCAAUGUCCUCAAAAUUGCGCCUGAAUCUGCCAUCAAGUUUAUGGCCUACGAACAGAUCAAAUGGCUGAUCCGUGGCAGUAAAGAGGGGGGCAGUUUAAGGGUACAGGAGAGGUUCAUUGCCGGCUCUCUAGCUGGAGCUACUGCCCAGACCAUCAUCUACCCCAUGGAGGUGCUAAAGACCCGUCUCACAUUAAGAAAGACAGGACAGUACUCAGGUAUGGCUGAUUGUGCCAGACAGAUCCUGAAGAAAGAAGGAGUCCGGGCUUUCUACAGGGGCUACCUUCCAAACACACUGGGAAUAAUCCCCUAUGCUGGCAUCGACUUGGCUGUGUACGAGACUCUGAAGAAUGCCUGGCUCCAGAGGUACUGUGUGGAUUCAGCAGAUCCAGGAGUUUUAGUUCUGCUGGGCUGUGGUACCAUCUCCAGCACCUGUGGCCAGCUGGCAUCUUAUCCCCUCGCUCUCAUCCGGACACGUAUGCAGGCACAAGCCACCACUGAGGGUAAACCCAAGCUGACCAUGGUGGGCCAGUUCAAGUACAUCAUAUCUCAUGAAGGUGUACCCGGCCUGUAUCGCGGCAUCACCCCCAACUUCCUCAAAGUCAUUCCAGCUGUCAGCAUCUCCUAUGUGGUGUACGAGCACAUGAAGAAAGUCCUUGGGGUGGGUUUCUACUGAAACAAAGAAGAGGAACUAAGGCAAGGACUUUAUUAUACUUGAGCGAGAAGAAUCAGAAGAGAGGGGAUCACGCAGUUCCUCGGACCCCCGAAGAAAAGGAGAGGAAGUCUAGAAUGAGGAGACAGCCAUUUAACAGACCAGCGUUCCACUGCUGUAUGCUGUACUUCCUGUUGACUCAGUCAGGUUCAAGCUUGUGUAGCUUUCCAGGAGGUAGAUCAUGUUCACUUAUGUUUUCAUUCAUAUUCAUGGAAGUGCUUUUACAGAGUGAUAGAAAUACAUGGAAUGAGACAUUAGCUGCUUUGUGGUAAAAUAAAAUAGAUACAGGUGCACCUACUACCUACUGUCUGCUCAUGUCUAACUCCUCAGCAUCCUAGCACAUACUGUGGCUAAAUGAGUACUGUGAAGUGGUACCAGCAGCCUGGGAGCACUUAAGUAUUUGAACAGCACCCCGGUGUUUAGUUUGUGUGCUACUUUGAAAUGAUAUAUGGGUGUGAGGUGGAAGAAGCACUGAUGGCAUUUAUGAUGUUAUCACUAUAAUAUUGCUGUCUACAUACUUAAAGAGUCUCAGGGUACUGGAUGUUAUUCUUACUGGUAAUAUGAGGUGUCAGUGGACUCCAGUUUCACGGCAGUGUAGUAAGGCAGUAUUACAGGUAGAGUCCGUUCAUUCUGGCCUGAAACAUCUUUCUGUGGAAAGUUCCUUCCACGGCCCAUUUGUGUGAUGUAUUGUUGUAAACUUUAAGCCUUCAACACUGCAAACCUUAGCAUAGUUGUAAUUUAGCAUAUAUUAGUUUCAUUUAUUCAGAAAACACUGUUAUCAGUCUCUGUAUUCUGUCCAGAGUCCCUUCAGAAAAAAAAACAUUUGUCUGCCACAGUUGUAGUAGUGAAAGAUGUACAGAGUAGAUGUGUCACCCACAUCUGGAUCAACAUACAGGAGACAGGAGAUUAAAGCCAGAGUGAGCGCA